AUGACUAAAGAAAUUGAAUCCACCGAGAAGAUUGAGACGUGGUCUCUCGUCCUAUUGCCAGUCGGACACAAGUUCGAAGGAGGUGUCUCGAUCAAGCAGACAACAUAUUCCAAAAAGGUGUUGAACCAAUUUGGAAUGCUUGAUUAUAACUCAACAAAGCCACCAAUGGAGCAUAUGGCUCAACUCUAUAAGGAUCCCAAAGGACAACCGAUUGGUGCAACUGAAUAUCGAAGAUUCGUUGGUUGUUUGUACUAUUUCCUUCAUACAAGGCCAGAUCUUUCUUAUGAUAUUGAUGUUGUUAGCAUAUUCAUGGAUAUGCCAACUGAGAUACAUCACAAGGCAGUGAAGCAGGUGCUUCAAUACCUUCAAGACACUAUACACUUAGGUCUAGUGUUUCGAAAAGGAGGUGGUGACGAUGAAAUAGUGGGUUACUCUUACAUUGAUCUCGCAUGUGACCUAGAUGAGCGGAAAAGUACAUGGGGCAUGGCGUUUUACAUUAAUGAUAGUUUUGUUUCGUGA
Impatiens glandulifera is the source of this 519-nucleotide messenger RNA. RefSeq names its product secreted RxLR effector protein 161-like. The transcript is spliced from 2 exons. NCBI's taxonomy places the organism in Eukaryota, Viridiplantae, Streptophyta, Magnoliopsida, Ericales, Balsaminaceae. The record is from RefSeq and is a predicted model, not a curated record. Bases 1 to 519 code for a protein of 172 amino acids.